Molecule: messenger RNA, 1505 nt
Organism: Sardina pilchardus (European sardine)
Lineage: Eukaryota; Metazoa; Chordata; Actinopteri; Clupeiformes; Clupeidae
Exons: 5
Coding region: 70-813 (247 amino acids)
Biological process (GO): regulation of T cell proliferation; T cell receptor signaling pathway
Cellular component (GO): external side of plasma membrane
Source: RefSeq, a predicted model, not a curated record
CAGAAAGGAGAGAGAGAAGAACAGAGCAGAGAGAGAGAAGAGAGAAGAGAAGAGAGAGAGAGAGUGAAGAUGAGAGAAGCACCCCUCUGGCUGGUGUUGGUCCUCUGCACUGCUCCCGGCUACAACAAUGCGUUCACCGUGAGCGAGCUGAGCAUGCACACUCUGCACAGAAACGGCUCCGUGUCCGUCACGUGUCGCCACGACGACAGCACGGCAGAGGAGAUGGACGCCAAGCUGCGGUGCGGCAGCAAAAUCGUCAUGUGUGAGGAAAAGAAGGCGAACUGCUCUCUGACGUGGGUGGACCAGGUGAGCGUGACCUUCACACUGUGGGACCUCCAGGCUGGUGCAGAGGAGCGACUGUGCUGGUGCGAGUUUGGCAGGACUGAGCCACUUCCUGUCAUCCUUGUGGAGGGGACAAAAACCAAGCUCUUCCCAGGAAGUAGGAUACCUUUCCCACCUCCUCGAGACACCAUCUGCCCCACCCUCUCCACCUCUGGCCCGGACCGCUCCGAUUCCAGAGCCCCCACAGACCCCCUGGUGUGGGUCUUGGCUGGUGCGGCCGCUCUUCUCUGCCUGUACAGCUUUGUGGUGACCAUCCUCUUCCUCAAACUCAAGGUCAGCAGAAAGGAAGUCCUGUAUGACACGCUGACAUAUAUUCCAGUGCAGGCUCGAGGCCCAAGAGGCCCAGUGCGGGGCCCGAGAGAGGUGAAUGAGGAGUACAUGGACAUGCGUGAGGUGCAGCCCAAGACUUGGCCCCGAGACCUGAACCACAACUCUCAGCACUCUACCCCAGCCAACGGCUUCCACGUCUAACCCCCAACUACACCUUCAGCUGUAUGUAGCUUCAGUCAUGUGUAAACUAAUGCACUGCUGCUGAUCCCAGACCAGUGUGUGUGCGUGUGUGUGCGUAUGUGUGUGCGUGUGUGUGUGUGUGUGUGUGUGUGUGUGUGUGUGUGUGUCUUGGGGGGCAGGCAGUCAAAUCUGCAGAUGUUGUGGAGCAGCGGCAACAUUCGCAGCUUGAUCCCUCGUUGGCCCGAGUUCAGUUCACGAACAGUCCUGCCAUCGGGAGUGCGCGUUGCUUGGGAUUAAAGCCAAUAUGCUGUAAAUACACUUGAUUCACGGUUUAUUGCUUGUAUGACAUUCUGUUGAGUGUUGACAAUAUAGUGAAAAGAUAUAACUCCUGCACACUGUCUACUUUGUAAGCAACUAUAUUUAUUAUAGCAACAUUUUGGUCACUUAUUUUCCCGAUAAUGCGACCAGUGUUCUGUACUUUAUCCCUUACUUUACUUUACUUUACUUUACUUUACGUUGGUGACCUUUGAUAUUCUUCGACGCACUUGUCUGUAAGAGGCGUGCUAAUGUGCUGUGUUGAUAAUAUGCAUUGUUUGCAUGCAUGACUAUAGUAUAGUGUGUAGUACACUGGUAGUAGUGUUGUAUUUACAACAUGUACUGUAUAUAUUCCAACUUUUUCUUAUGUAUGACUUCAAUAAAUACUUUAUUCCAAA